Molecule: messenger RNA, 1231 nt
Organism: Dictyostelium purpureum
Lineage: Eukaryota; Evosea; Eumycetozoa; Dictyosteliales; Dictyosteliaceae
Exons: 3
Source: RefSeq, a predicted model, not a curated record
AUCUAGCAAAUAUUUAAAAGAUUUUAUCAAUUAUUUACUUUUUAAAUUAAUAAAUCAAGAUUCUCAAAAAAAAAAUAAUAACAAAAUAGAACAAAAAGAUAAUAAUAAUGAAAAUGAUAAAAAAGAAAUUAAUUUAAUUAAAGACGAAACCAUUAAAAACAUAUUAAUUGAUAUUGGAAUUGAUAAUUUAGGUUAUUAUAAAGAAAUUAAAUCAGUCCUUUUAGAAUCAAAUAACAAUUUAAAUAUUUUAAAUAGUUAUAUAAUUUUUAAUCAAAAAAAACAAAUCGAAAAUAUUCAUAAUAAUAAUAAUAAUAAUAAUAAUAAUAAUAAUAAUAAUAAUAUAUUAAAUAAUUUAUUAAUUCAUAAUUUACAAUCAACUUUUAUUAAAAAUAAUCAACAAGAAAAAGAAUUUGAAAAUUUAAUUAAUAAUAUAUUUGAAAUAAUUUUAGAAAUAAUUCAUCAACAAGAUAUAAACUUUAGUAAUAAUGAUCAAUUGGUAUACGAAUUAAAAUCAAAAUUAUAUUCAAAAAUAUUAUUUAAAAUUAAUAAUAGACAUUAUUAUUUAUUUCAACUUCUAUUAAAUAUUUUAUUUAAAUGUUAUAUUUUAACUUUUAACAAUAACUUUAAUUUUAAACUAAAUUUAAUGUUUAAACUUUCAAUUUUUAUUUUAAACCAAAGUUAUUUAAAUAAUAUAAAUAAUAAUAAUUUUUCACAUUUUAAUUACUCAAAUAUUUAUUUAAAACCAUUAUAUCUUUUAUAUUUAAAUAAUAAUAAUAGUUUCAAAAAUAAUAUAUCAAUUUUUAAACAACUAAAUUAUAAUAGAGAUUUAAUUUUAUUAAAAAUUAAAAAACUGUCAGCAUCAAACUCUAUAGGGGCACCAUCUAAAUCACCUUCAAUUUAUAAUAAAGUUUUACUUGACCUUUGGUUCUUAAAUAUUCAGUUUUUAAACUAUUAUAACUAUGUGGUACAGCUAUAUAAAGAAUUUUUUAAUCAUAAAAACGACGAAAAUCAAGAUUUUGAUCAUAUCAUCGAAUAUAUAGUAUGGUUCAAUUAUAUUAAUUUAGAAAUUCAACAAAACCAUAUAAAUAUAUAUACUAAUCAUAAUAAUCAAUUAUUUAUUCUAUUAAAAGAUUUAAUUUACAAUAGUAGUUCAAUAGAUUUAAAUGAUUUUAAAUUCGAAUUUAAUAAACUAAAUCAAAUAAAUUUAUUUAAUGAAUUAAAUAGUAAAUAA